AUUAAUGAAGAAGAAGAUUACAUAGAAAGGGGAUCAACAACAAACCAACGCACAAGGAGUCGGGGGGUGGGGCCCUUCGGCCCGGUAGGUCCCGGAGAGAACUCUGCACCUCCGAAAGACAGACUGAGGAGGUCAGUUUCAGAGAACACAAGAAGGACCCCUACAAUGCCAACAUUCACAAAACAGCAUAAAAUGAUGACAUGCAUGUGAGUAUUGAUGGUGCCACGUAUUUGCCGACAUGGAUUCAGCGGUUACAGUUAGAAGGUUUGGUCCAAAUACCAAUCAUGUGCCUUGUUUGCUCUGCAGAAUUUGUCUACAAAACCUUCAAAUGAUCCAUAUUGGAACAAGUCUUUCCUUUAAUUUUGCAGCAAACUUCAUUUGGUUCUCAUUCUUCCAAGUCUCACUCUCCCUUCCUUAUCUCUUAAUAUCUCUCACUAACCAAUUAGGAAAACCACACAUCUAUAAGAGACGCGUGGUCUUUUAUUAAACACAGGUUCUCAAUCCUAACCAUAUCUUAUCAUUAAGCUAAUGAUUAUUUGCCUACUUCGGUAAACGCAUCAUCCAUCUCCUCUAUAAAAUAUCUCCAAUCUUAGUGGCCUACCCAAUACACAAACUCUCUCUCUAUCUCUCACUUUCUCUAUAUAUAUUAUAUUCAUCCUCCAUGUAAGUAACACGCUAUUUCUUCUUCACAUGCAAGCUUUGAAAGUGUGUAUUCUUCUUUUUCUUCACUUACUUUACGUUUGCUUAGAUAUUUUCCAGUCCUAGUCUUUAGUUGUUAUCAAGAUUUUGUUCUCUUCAGCCACCGUUUUCAAUAACCAAUAUCAUAUUUAGUUUAUAGUUAACAAGUUAUAUAUAUGUAUAGAUGAAGCAGUGUAAUAAUACCUUAUACAUUAUAUCCAUGGUCGGAAAGUGAAAACAACUCGUUGAGGUUGACAUAUCCGUGCCAUGCAAGUAAUUAUGUCGUCUGUCUUUUAACUAAUCUUUCUCUAUCAUUAUUUUGAUUAUUUAUCUGUACUUGUUUAUUAAUCAGGGACAAACAAGGAUCAAUAGGGAAAUGGUGUCUUCCAUGUUGAAGGCAGCAUUCUUGGUGAAGUCCAACAAUUUCAUGGAGAGCCUGAACCAGCAUGGACCCACCAUUACAAGAGAGGUACAAGACUCUCUUCGCUAACUCCACCAAAGAAUUGAAAUCCAAGACAGCUGAUAAUAACAACAACAACAAAGACAUCAUCGAGGAAUGCGAGCUUCCAUUGAUUGAUCUUGGCCGUCUAAUUAGCCUUGAUGAGAAGGAGAAAGAUGGUUGCAAGGAAGAGAUAGCUAGGGCUUCAAAGGACUGGGGAUUCUUUCAAGUCAUAAAUCAUGCGAUUUCAAGAGAGAUUUUGGAGAAAUUGAGAUGUGAACAAGUGAAAGUCUUUAAGCAACCGUUCAAUAAGAAGCACCAGAGUUUCUCCGCUGGGAGCUACCGUUGGGGGACACCUACAGCCACUUGUCUCAGGCAGCUGUCUUGGUCUGAAGCUUUUCACAUUCCUUUGACUGAUAUUUCUAACCCAGCUGGACUCACUAAUCUCAGUUCAACAAUGGUGCAAUUUGCCACAACAAUUGCUGCUCUAGCUCAAAACCUAGCAGAAAUUUUGGCAGAGAAAUUGGGUUGCAAGUCGAGUUUUUUCGAGGAAAAUUGUUUGCCUAGCAGUUGCUAUCUGCGAAUGAACCGAUACCCACCAUGCCCAAUUUCAUCAGAUGCAUUUGGGCUGACACCACAUACUGAUAGUGAUUUUCUCACAAUUUUGCACCAAGACCAAGUCGGUGGAUUGCAACUAGUUAAAGAUGGUAAAUGGUUCGCAGUAAAACCUAAUCCCGAUGCUCUCAUAGUCAACAUUGGUGACUUAUUCCAGGCUUGGAGCAAUGAUGUUUAUAAGAGUGUUGAACACCGUGUUGUCACCAAUCCAAAAGUGGAGAGAUUUUCUACCGCAUAUUUCCUCUGUCCUUCAUACGACACCGUUGUAGAGAGUUUUUGUGAGCCUUCCGUUUAUAAGAAAUUUAGCUUUAGAGAAUAUAGACGGCAGGUCCAAGAAGAUGUUCAAACUAUGGGUUAUAAAGUAGGUCUCAAAAGGUUUGUUGUGUAAAGUGCGCUGCUAUGUGGAUUUUUCGCUACAAAGUCAUUUUGGAAAUUAUAAGAGUAGUCAAAUUAAUUAUUUUA
Messenger RNA from Tripterygium wilfordii, 2194 nucleotides. Its product is annotated as gibberellin 2-beta-dioxygenase 8. The record is from RefSeq and is a predicted model, not a curated record. NCBI's taxonomy places the organism in Eukaryota, Viridiplantae, Streptophyta, Magnoliopsida, Celastrales, Celastraceae. The transcript has 4 exons. The coding region runs from base 1125 to 2120 and encodes 331 amino acids.